Mucor velutinosus is the source of this 2106-nucleotide messenger RNA. RefSeq lists its product as uncharacterized. The transcript has 2 exons. The record is from RefSeq and is a predicted model, not a curated record. The coding region runs from base 1 to 2106 and encodes 701 amino acids. Lineage: Eukaryota; Fungi; Mucoromycota; Mucoromycetes; Mucorales; Mucoraceae.
AUGACUGGCCCUUUGACACCAUCUGAAAGCACUUGUCUGCUAUCCAGGAGACGCUGGCUGAGAGGCUCCAGAAUAUUGCCUCUGAAAAUCGCCACUGCCGCCACAACAUGCCAACAGCCACAGCUCCAGCCAGAUACAGAUUCAGUUACCAGUUCUACCACGGCCAUUGGAUCGCCCUCAUCUGUAAAACUACUGUUUCCAUCUCUAUCCAUGUUCAACCUUCCAUCCACACCCAUCAUGUCAUCUACCCCAGAAGCAGCAGCAACAGCAUGCAAGGAAAUAGCUCCUCCACCUCAAUUUGCCGUAGAUCACACCAAAAGACAUCGUCUCCUAAAGAGGCUCAAACCUCGGAAACGCAUUCAAAAGGCAUACCCAUCUGCUUUUGAGACGUACUUGUUUGACGAUGCCGUACCUGGCUUUUUGCAGCAUCAGGGUAUUCGACCUGUGCGUCUCCUGUUGGAACGACUACAGGCUUGGUAUCUUCUCGCGAAACGGCUGUUACGACAUUUUGAAUUGCUGGCAUCGGUUGAGCAUCACGUAUCGAAAACGUAUCGCUCAUUGGAUCGUGUCAGUAUCUUUCCAGCACCUAAGAAGCAUCGUAGUAAACGCAUCAUCACACACAGAAACCGUCGUCGAUUUUACAGAGAUGAACGCCUCCUCAAAAUCCAUUUUGCCUUCCAAGACGGCGUCCGAGGCGUGUGCGAUGCCUGGCAGCAUUAUCAUAACGAUGCGUCCAAAGAUCAUGCUGAAUUCGCCACUUUCCUACGAAAUGAAGCCAUGCCAACACUUGCCAACAUCAAACGAGAGCUCAAGUGGAUGAUCAAGUCGAUUCGAGCAGAUGACCGUUUGUCAUUGAGCACAUUAACAUCACUGAAAAGGGAAGCUGCCAAACGCUUGAAGCGGCUGGAUCGACAGUUGGUGUUUUUUGACCAACAUCCAUACCAUGGGUAUACCAAGAAGGAUCCUUGGCUGAUGAACGCGGCUGUUGUCAAGCAAAUGGUCAAAGUGUAUCGACAGGAAAACAAGAUCCAUGAAACUGUACUGCGACUACAACGAGAGACACUGAUUUCAGAGGGACAGCUUGUGGAAGAGUUCAGACGUCUUUGUCAGCACAUUUACAUCAUGAGAGAGCAAUCCACACUCGGCAUCGACAGUGGUCUCCAAAACAUCAUGACGACCUUUGACAGCGUGCACAUGGACAGCGACUGGAUCAACUUUAGCAAGCUCAACGAAACGCACUUGGUAUCAGAGCAAGCAGCAUUUCGCCAUCCUGAUCAUUUGCAAUACCCAAACCACUCGCACGCACUGCUGCAACCCAUCUUUGCUGCACGCAUGGAACGAAAAUCACGCGUCCUUCACCAUUGGCAUGAAUACAUCUACGUCUUGACGCAUGCUGGAUUCUUGCACGAAUAUCGCAACGCCUCCAACUACCCCGCACGCCCUGAUGCCUCCAUCUAUGUGCCUCAUUAUAAAGUCUCCUCUUUGGCUACCAAUUUGCAUCAUAAUCUCGUAUUCCAAUUGCAACCUCACAAAGCGUCUAGAAAUAUGCUCAAGAAUCACGGUUGCAGUACAGCGCUACCCAAAGCGUGGAGAACAUCAAAGACGAGAUGGGGAUGCACGGAUCGCUGGACUUGGACCUUGCGCGCCAAGUCUGCUCAGGACAUGGAGAUUUGGGUGCAGCAUUUGACUGAGAGUUCGGAAAGAUAUAGACCUGCUACAGUGAAUGUCCUGGCCUUGUCUGCCAUGCCUGCUCUAACACCAUCGCCAUCACCACCAGAGAUUGUCGUGAGCCCUGCUGCCGAGGAGACGAAUGAACAACAAGCAGAAGCAACAGAGACAGAUGCAUCUGAUGCCGUCGAGACAGCACCUGCCGUUGAAGCUGAUGCCGAACAACCCAGUAACACUAAAGAAGAAGCUCCUGCAGAGGCACCACCACCACCACCACCAGCAGAAGAGUUGCCUACCACACAAGAAGAGGCCUCUGCCGAUCAAGAGCACAAGGACACUGCUGAUACUAAUGUUGAUGCUGAUGCCACUAUAGCGACGCCUGCUGAAACUGAGGAAACAGUAGAACAACCACAAGCUGAUAAUGCAGUAAUUGAAUAA